AUGAAGCCCGUCGUUGGUUCCAUGCAAGCAUGGUCUUGCGUGGUCAUCUCGGCCUUUGCCAUCCUCAUCCUCUCCGUCAUCGGCUCCCUGUUCCGCAGCGGACACCACGAGUUCCUCGGCAGCAACGACGACCCUGAUCCCAAGGUCGCAGGCGAGAUUGCGAGCACCAUUUUCAUCGCCGUUGUCGUCUAUGCCGGGUUCUUGAUCUUCUGCGGUUUCCAGGGCAUGCUCCACGUGAGGGAGUCGAGGCGAGGUGCGAUUGCCCUAUAA
Molecule: messenger RNA, 270 nt
Organism: Pestalotiopsis fici W106-1
Lineage: Eukaryota; Fungi; Ascomycota; Sordariomycetes; Amphisphaeriales; Sporocadaceae
Exons: 3
Coding region: 1-270 (89 amino acids)
Source: RefSeq, a predicted model, not a curated record